Molecule: messenger RNA, 1316 nt
Organism: Mercenaria mercenaria
Lineage: Eukaryota; Metazoa; Mollusca; Bivalvia; Venerida; Veneridae
Exons: 6
Coding region: 90-1223 (377 amino acids)
Source: RefSeq, a predicted model, not a curated record
CUUGAAUUAAUUUACCAGAUUUUCUGCAGCAAAUUGGCAAAUUACUUGUUUACAUUGGUCUGGAAUCUAAAAUGAGCUGGUUGUAAAAAAUGUUUCUCUGGAUAUAUGUAUGGUUUUACUUCACAAUCACGCUGACUUCCGUGUUUGUUGGGGCGCAGUUUGCAACUGAAACAUGUGUGGAGGCCAGUCAUACACAGAAAAGCUCGCGGCUGGAUUGCACAGACGGAUAUAUCUCUGAUGUCACCGUCAAAUCUGGAAUGGGGAAAUGCAAGCAAACAGGGGGUGGAUGUUUAGGUAUGACACCAGCUUUGAUGGUUAACAGCAUGAAUUGCUAUUGGCACAACACUUGCUUGAUAAACUGGCCACAGGACCCAAUUGUCUUUACGGAACCUGAUGUGACUGACCGCACAUGUUUGGGAAUGGAACCAGCUUUCAUGAGGAUCCGCUACAACUGUUUCAAGCCGACUGACCACCAGGAAGAUUAUGGUUAUGUUAAGUUGUCAGGAAAUGAUGUUCAACCUAAAAGACUUCUUAUCGACAUGUGCAGUGACCUGAAAGAUGGGAAGUCUGUUUACACGAGAAAUGGAGAUUCUCAUAUGGCUGGGAUUAUCCGGAGCCACAAACUCCAUCCUUGGAACUAUUCAAAUCAGCCUAGAAAAUGUUCAGUGAAGAUCUAUUGGCCAACAGGACAAAGGCUUGUGGUAACAAUUCAAAACAUAGAUCUAAGUGAGGACGACCAACUUAUUAUUGGAAAUAGGGGUAGGGUGCCAGUUAAUGUUUCUUCCUCGGAAACUUUCAGUUUCUCAAACGGAAGCAUUACGACAAUCGUGUUUAAUGUUGGAGAAGAGUCAAACAGUGGAAAAGGCUUCAUACUUUGCUUCAAAUUUAUAUCUGAUGAGGAUCAAGGCAUCAAGAAUGCGUGUGAGAGUAUUAUGACAAAUGGCAUGAUAACUAAUUUGAAACCAGACAUGGACGAUCCAGAUCCUCUAUCGCCGCACCAAGAUAAGAUGACCACAUCUACAAUCACCACACCUGCAAUUAUUACACCUGCAGUUAACAAUCCAUCAAUACCAAAACGUUGUCUGCAAAAGAAGACUGAAAAGGCCAGAUUAAGAUGUGCUAAGAGGCGUAACGGCAAGGGACGAAAUGGCAAGAAGAAAAAACAAGGAAAACGAAAUAAAAGAAAGAAAGACAAAAAAAGAUCGAGGAAAAAGACAACAUAAUAUUGACGAAGAAUUGAAGCGAUUAAUAGGAUACACUCAAUAAAUAUAAACAUAUUUUGACACCAUUUUAUAUCCAAAAUAAAGUGUUGUGUG